Molecule: messenger RNA, 2741 nt
Organism: Linum trigynum
Lineage: Eukaryota; Viridiplantae; Streptophyta; Magnoliopsida; Malpighiales; Linaceae
Source: the annotation of a GenBank genome assembly
CAUCUAUGUAGAGAUAACCUUAUGGCCAAAGAUAAUACCAUAUCAGUCACUCGAAUUGAAGGAUCCACAACUCAUCUCACAUCAUUGAUUUACAAUUGCAAUCAUUUGCAGCUCAUCAUCCAUGAGCCGUACAUGCUACACCAAUAGAUCUCUGACUAGCAUACUUACCUACCUAAUGUUACUUCUUGCGUGAAGAUAAAGAAAGAGCUUGCAGUAAAAGUAGCAGCAGGCGAUAUGUUUUUACCCAAGGAAUGAAGAUCAAGAACAGUUACACAAUGGUGAAAUAUUACAGCAGUAGUUUUUUUUCUGGAUAAAUAAGUCAUAUAUAGUUCUCUCUGCCACAACAAAGAUAGAGAAGUGAAAUGAUCUUCUCGUCCAGGAAGAAUGGGAUUCUGCUCUGUAAAUACAGUAGUACAAUCUAGCCCCUGAGCCCACCAUGCAUCCUAACUAGACCAUCAUUGUACUUACUUGGACCACAAGCAACAGUAGUGGAUUAGAAAAGAAAAAAAAAAUCAUCACCCCUUCUCCUAUCCUAGAGGCUCCCCUCCUCCUACCACAACUAUUCCCUCUCCCAAUUCCACUAUUCACACUUUAGUAUACAAACAAUAUUGCAUCAGCAUCAUAAUCAACAUCAGCUUUCUAAUCAUGAUUAAGAUACAUUAAUGAUAUACUUACCCCCACUUGAUGGCGAUCUGGAUGAUAAGCGUGUAUCGAGGGCCCAAUGCAACCACGGGAUUAAUGCUGGUGGUGGGCAUUUGCAUUGCAUGGCCCAUUCUAAUCGCAUGCUUCUCGAGGGACCAGUACUACUUGCUUGGGCUCCUUAUCUAUCCCCACCCAAUCAAGGUUUAAUUAAUAUCGUACAUAAUACCGUCGAUAUACGAACCGAACCGUCGCUCCGCCACCGUAGAAAUACUUGCGCCACAGACCAUGUAAUCCUGUAGGAAAAAAGAAAUGGGUUUUCAACUAGAAUCACCAAAGCAAAGCUUCACAUCACACCGUGUCCUCAUCUCCACGAAAACCCAUAAUCUCUAGGUCCCAUGUUAUGCUGUUGCGUAAAUUUACUAGAUCGAAGAAGCCAAUUGUACGUAAUAAAGUUAGCAAUAAUGAAGAGGAUAAGAUGGUAGAGACCCAUUCAGGGUAAGUGAGUAAGGGAGAGUAGAGGAUAAGUUAGGAGCCAAUAACAAUUAUGUGAUGAUUAUGAUGAUGGAUGGAUGAAUGGAUGCAAGGCCACAAGUAGAAGGUCGACAUCACUCUUGCAGGAGAGAAGUAGUAGUAGUAGUAAUAAUAACAACAAUGCCCUACCAGCGCAAAGUUUAUGGAUUACCAGCCAAGUUCAGCAUUUGUCACAUCAACUGGCGAGGCCAUAAAGGUAGUGAGGAGAAUUCACAAAGGCUAUAGAUACUAGUCAGGCUAACUGAUUCAACUAUUCAUAGCUUAUAUAGUGUCCAACUUAUAUAUGUAACUUAUUAUGUAUUGUAAUUCUAGGGUUACAUAAUAAUAACGAAUUGUAAAAUUUCUAUUCCAAUCCAGCUAUGGUGAUUACAACCCUUUUGCGAGCAGUGGCGGACCUAGUAAAGGGCAGGGUGUGUCGUCCGACACACCCUCGCCCGUAAAUUUUGUGAAGUAUCUAUAUAUUUUUGGUACAUUUUUUUUAAUUCGGGACUUACGACACACCUUAAAUAAUUGUGAGCGACACACCUUCAUUAUAUGAGAAUGAUUUUUUGUUAUAAAGUUAUUUAUCUUAAUUAGUAAUACACAAUAAUAAGUAAAUUCAAAUAAGUAUGCUUGUUUUAGAGUAACCCACACCACAACCUAGGGAUCGCAAUAUGACGGGUUUACCUAAAUCAACCUCAUCCCCAUUUCCAAAUAUUCAAACUCAUACUCGUCUCAUACCCAUGCAGUGGAAGGUCUUACAAACUCAUCAUCAUACCCGCGCUUUUCGGAUACCCAUGGGUAAUAUCGCCCCAACAACUACUCACCAUUAAUAAAAGAAUAUGGUGACAAAUAUGGAUACUACCCACCCAAAAUUAAGGAACUAAUAUAUAAGAGGAUGAAAUUACGGUUUGGUUGUCAUCAAUUACAUUUGAACACUUUAUUUUUUCUUUUAAUUACCAUUCAUUCGACUGACAAGUUACAAUACAUUCCUUAUAUUUUAUGUAUAUAACAUAAUAUCAUUGGUUGGCGGGUUUGGGUAUGGGUAUGGGGCGGGAGAGUCAAAAACCAUACCCAACCCAUACCCAUCAACCUUUUUGAGGGUUUUAUCCAUACCCGCCCCAUACCCAGUCAACGCAAGGAUUCCUGCGUUGAUAGGGUCGGAGGAGGCAGGUACCCCCGACCAUGGGUUUGGUUGUCAUCCCUACCACAACCCAACAAUGGAAAAAAUAAACAUAACUCCAUCCAUUGAAACUCACCGUUUCCACCCCUUGACCCUUCCUUUAUUGAAAAUAAAAAACUCACCCUUACCCCGUUUUAGUUUCUAAUUACUGAGAGCCACUACCACAUCUCCCUUUUCUUUUACCCUUUAGUUUUACUUGCUUUUGGAAGUUGGUGUUGACUAUACAUGUUGCAAUUGAAAGUUGCGAAAGAUUUCAGCUAUGAAGAUAAUCAAGAAUGAACUUUGAAGUCGGUUGAGUGACCGAUUUAUGAAUCAUUGAUUAGUUGUGUAUAUGGAAAAGGAUUUGCUUCGCAACAUAAGCAAUGAAUGUAUUUACAGGCAUUUCUAGUAAACAUGAACUUUAUGA